AUGGCUCGAGUUAUUCAAGCGAUCAAACAGUUGUUCACAAAGAAAUCUUCUGAACAAUUUGUCAAAUUCGUCGGCACUGAUCGAUUCGAGAAUAAAUUCUAUGAACGUCUACCCGGUAAUCGAUAUUAUGACUCAAUUCGUCGAUACUACGAGCCUGCAGAUUAUUCGAAUGUUCGAUUACAUAUUGAUCCAGCGUGGGAAGCUUGGCUAAGAGGCACUCGGAAAAUGCCACCGACGGUAGAGGAGACAGUUCGUCAUGAACAACGACGACAACAAUUAACAACAAAACCUGUGGAUAUGUUACCGACAAGUUAUGGACAAGAUUCUGCUCAAGGCGGAACAAGUUCGUAUCCAAUUCGAGAUCAAUAUGAAAUCAAUCCAGGUACUAAAUCUCGACAGAAAUCCAAUCCCGAUGAAACAUUUUAA
Molecule: messenger RNA, 426 nt
Organism: Adineta ricciae
Lineage: Eukaryota; Metazoa; Rotifera; Eurotatoria; Adinetida; Adinetidae
Source: the annotation of a GenBank genome assembly